AUGGUUCUGAAAUCAACCUCUGCUAGUAACAUUUCAGUGUACCAAGUCUCUGGGUCCAACGUCUCAAGAUCCUUACCCGAUUGGAUUGCCAAAAAACGUAAGAGAGCUUUGAAAAAUGAUUUGGAUUAUCAAAAUAGAGUAGAAUUGGUUCAAGAUUUCGAAUUUAGUGAAGCCUCUAAUAAGAUUAAAGUCUCCAAAGAUGGUCAGUUUGCAAUGGCCACAGGUACUUAUAAGCCACAAAUCCAUGUUUAUGAUUUCGAUAAUUUAUCCAUGAAAUUUAGUAGACACACAGAUUCAGAAAACGUAGAUUUCUUAAUCCUAUCCAAUGAUUGGACUAAAUCCAUUCAUCUACAAAACGAUAGAUCCAUCCAAUUCCAAAGCAAAGGUGGGAUUCAUUAUCAAACUCGUAUUCCCAAAUUUGGUAGAAGUUUGACUUAUAAUGACGUUAAUUGUGAUUUAUAUAUUGGUGCAGACAGUCAGGAAUUGUAUAGAUUGAAUUUGCAACAAGGUAGAUUUCUAAACCCUUUUAAACUAGAUUCUCAAGGUGUUAAUCAUGUCUCAAAUUCAGAUGUGAAUGGUUUAAUCGCUGUAGGGAUGGAGGAAAAUAUUAUUGAAUUUUGGGAUCCAAGAUCUCGUCAAAGAGUCUCCAAAUUGGUUUUAGAAAAUCAAUUAGAUAAUUCAUCUUUCCAAGUCACUACUACUUCAUUCCGUAAAGAUGGGUUAAAUUUCGCUUGUGGUACUUCCAACGGUUAUUCUUAUUUGUAUGAUUUAAGAACUUCAGAUCCUUAUCAAGUGAAAGAUCAAGGUUAUGGUUAUGAUAUUAAAAAAAUCAUUUGGUUAGAUGAUGUUUCCGUCGAAAAUCAAAUCCUGACUUGUGAUAAAAGAAUUGCCAAGAUUUGGGAUAGAAAUAAUGGUAAACCUUAUGCAUCUAUGGAACCAAGUGUGGAUAUUAAUGAUAUUGAACAUUUACCAGGUACUGGUAUGUUUUUCACAGCAAACGAAGGUAUUCCAAUGCAUACUUAUUAUAUUCCAAAUUUGGGUCCAUCUCCACGUUGGUGUUCAUUCUUGGAUUCCAUCACUGAAGAAUUGGAAGAAAAACCAAGUGAAUCUGUUUACUCAAAUUAUAGAUUUAUAACAAGAGAUGAUGUGAAUAAAUUGAAUUUGAAACAUUUGAUUGGUACAAAUGUUUUAAGAGCAUAUAUGCAUGGGUUCUUCAUUAACACUGAAUUAUACGAUAAGGUAGCUUUGAUUGCCAAUCCAAAUGCUUAUAGAGAUGAAAGAGAAAGAGAAAUUAGACGUAAGAUUGAAAAAGAAAGAGAAUCAAGAAUUAGAACUUCGAAUGCUGUUAAUAAACCCAAGAUUAAAGUUAAUAAGAACUUGGUCACUAAAUUAUCAGAAAAACGUGGUGAUAAAGUUGUGGAAAAUGUAUUACAAGAUGAUCGUUUCAAAGAAAUGUUCGAAGAUGAAGAUUUCCAAAUCAAUGAAGAUGAUUAUGAUUACAAACAAUUGAACCCAGUUAAAUCUGCAAGAGAAACUGAUGAAGGUGCUUCUAAACGUAUUAGAGCUUUGACUGCUGCUGAAGAAUCAGAUGAAGAAAGAAUCCAAUUGAAGGAAAAGAAUUCUUCCAAGAAACACGGUAUAUAUAGUGAAAGUGAAAGUGAAAGUGAAAGUGAGAGUGAGAGUGAUAAGGAAGCAGAAUUGAGUGAAAAGGAUAAGAAAAGACUUGCUAAGCAAAGAGAAGCCGUGGAACGUAGACGUAAAGAAAGAAUUGAAAGUGAAAAAUAUAUGAAUAAAUUAAAAGCAUCUCGUGGUGAUUCCAAUGAUAAACAAUUACAAGAAGAAACAUUUGGCAAGAAAGUACGUGAAUUAAAGAAAGAGGAAUUUGCCAAGAAACAAGAUGGAGGUUCCACAGUACACCGUAAUCAUCGUGGUGAAGCUGAAUUAACAUUUAUACCUAAAAAGAAGGAAUCCACACCUAAAAAUAUCAGAACCAAUACUGAACAAGAAGAAGGAGAAGUUAAAAGGGAUAAUGGUAGAUCAAGACCUCGUUUCAAAGGUAGAAGAAGUGCUAGUAAAAAUACAUUCCGUGGGAUGUAA
Molecule: messenger RNA, 2097 nt
Organism: Henningerozyma blattae CBS 6284
Lineage: Eukaryota; Fungi; Ascomycota; Saccharomycetes; Saccharomycetales; Saccharomycetaceae
Gene: ENP2
Product: ribosome biosynthesis protein ENP2
Exons: 1
Coding region: 1-2097 (698 amino acids)
Biological process (GO): maturation of SSU-rRNA from tricistronic rRNA transcript (SSU-rRNA, 5.8S rRNA, LSU-rRNA)
Cellular component (GO): small-subunit processome; nucleus; 90S preribosome
Molecular function (GO): protein binding
Source: RefSeq, a predicted model, not a curated record